CUACUUCCCCCUUUUGUUAAUUAAAACUAAGAAGUAAGAAUGGGAACCGUGUGGCCAGCUCCCGUGGAGAACGCUUAAGGACACCACGCCAAUUCUUUCCUUCCUUCCGAGAUGGAAAGAGGAGCUCCUAGCUCACUUAAGCCGGGGUAGGGCUGGUUCUCCUUUCCAAGCCAAAAUCCCAGGCGAUGGUGAAUUAUGAACGUGCCACACCAUGAAGCUCUUGUGGCAGGUAACUGUGCACCACACCUGGAAUGCCGUCCUGCUCCCCGUCGUCUACCUCACGGCGCAAGUGUGGAUUCUGUGUGCAGCCAUCACUGCUGCCGCCUCCGCCGGGCCCCAGAACUGCCCGUCCGUCUGCUCGUGCAGUAACCAGUUCAGCAAGGUGGUGUGCACCCGCCGGGGCCUCUCCGAGGUCCCUCAGGGUAUUCCCUCCAACACCCGGUACCUCAACCUCAUGGAGAACAAUAUCCAGAUGAUCCAGGCCGACACCUUCCGACACCUCCACCACCUGGAGGUCCUGCAGCUGGGCAGGAACUCCAUCCGGCAGAUCGAGGUGGGGGCCUUCAACGGCCUGGCCAGCCUCAACACCCUGGAGCUGUUUGACAACUGGCUGACAGUCAUCCCCAGUGGGGCCUUUGAAUACCUGUCCAAGCUGCGGGAGCUCUGGCUUCGCAACAACCCCAUAGAAAGCAUCCCCUCUUAUGCCUUCAACCGGGUGCCCUCCCUCAUGCGCCUGGACUUGGGGGAGCUCAAGAAGCUGGAGUAUAUCUCUGAGGGGGCUUUUGAGGGACUGUUCAACCUCAAGUACCUGAACUUGGGCAUGUGCAACAUUAAAGAUAUGCCCAAUCUUACCCCCCUGGUGGGGCUGGAGGAGCUGGAGAUGUCAGGGAACCACUUCCCAGAGAUCAGGCCUGGCUCCUUCCAUGGCCUAAGCUCCCUCAAGAAGCUAUGGGUCAUGAACUCACAGGUCAGCUUGAUUGAGCGGAAUGCUUUUGAUGGGCUGGCCUCGCUUGUGGAACUCAACUUGGCCCACAAUAACCUCUCUUCUUUGCCCCAUGACCUCUUCACCCCACUGAGGUACCUGGUGGAGUUGCACCUACACCACAAUCCUUGGAACUGUGAUUGUGACAUUCUGUGGCUAGCCUGGUGGCUUCGGGAGUACAUACCCACCAAUUCCACCUGCUGUGGCCGCUGUCAUGCUCCCCUGCACAUGCGAGGCCGCUACCUGGUAGAGGUGGACCAGGCCUCCUUCCAGUGCUCUGCCCCCUUCAUCAUGGAUGCACCUCGGGACCUCAAUAUCUCUGAGGGUCGGAUGGCGGAACUUAAGUGUCGGACUCCCCCUAUGUCCUCUGUGAAGUGGUUGCUGCCCAAUGGGACAGUGCUCAGCCACGCCUCCCGCCACCCACGGAUCUCCGUCCUCAACGAUGGCACCUUAAACUUUUCCCAUGUGCUGCUCUCAGACACUGGGGUAUACACAUGCAUGGUGACCAAUGUGGCAGGCAACUCCAACGCCUCGGCCUACCUCAACGUGAGCACGGCCGAGCUCAACACCUCCAACUACAGCUUCUUCACCACGGUCACAGUGGAGACCACUGAGAUCUCGCCUGAGGACACAACGCGGAAGUACAAGCCUGUUCCUACCACGUCCACUGGUUACCAGCCGGCAUAUACCACCUCUACCACGGUGCUCAUUCAGACCACCCGUGUGCCCAAGCAGGUGGCAGUACCCGCGACAGACACCAAUGACAAGAUGCAGACCAGCCUGGAUGAAGUCAUGAAGACCACCAAGAUCAUCAUUGGCUGCUUUGUGGCAGUGACUCUGCUAGCUGCCGCCAUGUUGAUUGUCUUCUACAAACUUCGUAAGCGGCACCAGCAGAGGAGUACAGUCACAGCUGCCCGGACAGUUGAGAUUAUCCAGGUGGAUGAAGACAUCCCAGCGGCAGCAUCUGCAGCAGCGACAGCAGCUCCAUCCGGUGUAUCAGGUGAGGGGGCAGUAGUGCUGCCCACAAUUCAUGACCAUAUUAACUACAACACCUACAAACCAGCACAUGGGGCCCACUGGACAGAAAACAGCCUGGGGAACUCUCUGCACCCCACAGUCACCACUAUCUCUGAACCUUACAUAAUUCAGACCCAUACCAAGGACAAGGUACAGGAAACUCAAAUAUGACUCCCCCUCCCCCAAAAACUUACAAAAUGCAAUAGAAUGCACAAAAAGAAAAAAAAAGACAGCAACUUUUGUACAGAGUGGGGAGAGACUUUUUCUUGUAUAUGCUUAUAUAUUAAAUCUAUGGGCUGGUAAAAGAAACAGAUUAUAUUAAAAUUUAAAAACAAAACAUCAAAACAAAACUAUUUUCUAACUUGUAAGUUCUAUUUAAAGGGGAGUGGGGUUCUUGGAAAUGUUGUGGGGUAGAAGCCACAAGUCAACUUGCUGUGCUGCCAGAAGGGAUUUCUGGCAUAAGGUUGAAACUGCUAAGAUAAAACAAACUAAAACCACCACCACCACCGACCCUAAAGAGGUAGAGUGUGCGCUGCUGAGGGGCACGGGGGAGACUGAAUCUGUCAUUGUUUAGAAGAUCCUUCAGAGGAUGCAGGAAUACCCAUUUCUAUAGACACCUUUCCUAAGCUGAGAGCUAUCUUUGCAGAUUUACUUUAUUUAAAAAAAAAAUACAAAAAAAAAGCACCAAGAAUUUGUACCCUGCCAAAAUGUUGAGAGGCAAUAAUUUUUUUCCUCAGAGGCCAAGGGGAAGAUAGAUCUGUAAUGUUUUUCUAAACAGAAAAGCCACCCAAAUCCAAAUGAAUCUUUAAAGGAGCUGAGUCUUUAUGUCUGCCCACGUGCACAAGUCCCCUUGGUUUGUGCACUGGGGCAUGCGUGUGCCCCGCCUGACAGCACUUCAGGAAGGAGCAGAGAAGGAAGGGGUCUGGCGUAGCUCUCAGUCAAAUGCUUUCACAUUGCACCAGAUUCCUGCAGUUGGGCUUAACCCACUCUGUGCAAGGCAUGUGUCUAUUUAGGGUUUCCCAUGAGAAGGAGGCGGCCCCUGAAGGGGGUGCGGCAAGAGAGGGGGGUGGGAAGGGAGAGCAGGAGCAGAAAGAAUAUAUUCACAGGAGGCCAUAAAUUAGCAUUGUGCCAUGUCCACCUGUUGUUCCCGGUAUCUGACAAAUGAUUGUAGACGAUGAUGGCAUUUUAUGAUUUUUAAAAAAGGUUUUGUUUGUUUUAAGGUGGAGAGGGAGGAGAGGCUGGGAGUGGGGAGCUUGGGGGAGUGGAAGCUUUUCUCAUGCUUGUGAUUUGGUGACUAUUCUAAAUGCUGAUUCAUUAGGGAUUAUUACAGCUGAUGUCAACUGGUUGUGGUGAUGGGGUGGGGGCAGAACAGGAGUACAGAAGAGACAGGAGAGAGAAAAAGGGCACAGGCUCAUUUAAAGUAAAAUGAAGCCUUUCCCAACAGGAUGCUUCUCCUGUGGGACGCAGCACAAUGGGG
This is a messenger RNA of Equus quagga, 3476 nucleotides long. It is a transcript of the gene LRRC4, whose product is annotated as leucine rich repeat containing 4. The transcript has 2 exons. Gene Ontology annotation, biological process: excitatory synapse assembly; postsynaptic density protein 95 clustering; synaptic membrane adhesion. Gene Ontology annotation, molecular function: protein binding. The record is from RefSeq and is a predicted model, not a curated record. Bases 212 to 2170 code for a protein of 652 amino acids. Gene Ontology annotation, cellular component: glutamatergic synapse; postsynaptic density membrane; plasma membrane. Lineage: Eukaryota; Metazoa; Chordata; Mammalia; Perissodactyla; Equidae.